Molecule: messenger RNA, 3276 nt
Organism: Myzus persicae (green peach aphid)
Lineage: Eukaryota; Metazoa; Arthropoda; Insecta; Hemiptera; Aphididae
Exons: 8
Coding region: 1-1974 (657 amino acids)
Biological process (GO): triglyceride biosynthetic process
Cellular component (GO): plasma membrane
Molecular function (GO): long-chain-alcohol O-fatty-acyltransferase activity; diacylglycerol O-acyltransferase activity
Source: RefSeq, a predicted model, not a curated record
AUGUACUACCAAUUACGACGGGGUAGUAGACAGAAAAAUAGUCCUAUAAGAAUAUCGUUUAAAAGAUAUUCGAAGAUAUGGAGACUGAUUAGUGCAAGUUUUAUGAAAACAAUAAAUUUCGCUAUCAGCUUUCCGAUUGUUGUAUUAUUAUUCCUUAUCAUACCAAUCACUCUUGUGUUCAAAUGGAUCGUGUCUUUGGCUCAUCGAAUUGCUUGUCUAGGAGUUUUAGGAAACGUAAUGACAAACGACGAAAUUCGUUGGUUGGGUGGUUCUUGGCGUCAUUCCACUGUCUUCGCAAUUUUCAUUCUUGACAACGAAAUGGAAUUGCAAUUUUUACAACAACUUGUCGUCAGCAAAGUAUUACCGCAGUGUCCACGAUUAAUAGAAAAACCGGUGGUGUUGACAAAUCUUUUUGGGAAUUCGUAUUAUUGGAUGUCUGACCGUAAUUCAUUCGAUAUUAACCAACAUGUGUUCAAAUCGUGUGAAAACACAAUGGAAAAACACGAGCUUCAAAGGUAUAUUGGGCAAUUAGUUUCUGGAGGUUUAUCAAUAGACAAACCACCUUGGGAAUUGCAUUUGUUGUCUCAACGUGACGAAGUGAUGCUGGGAAAACGAGAUGCAGUGGUUGUAUUUCUUGCUCACCGGUGUCUAGCAGAUUGGAUAUCUUUGGCUAAAUUAUUGUGCACUUGUUUGUCAGAUACAAAACCAUACUACCAUACUUCAGAAAAUCCAACCAAAAUGCGAUAUUUGACAAGCGUAGCGAGAACUGUGAUGACUGGGCCUGCAGAAAUAUUAUGGAAAAUGAUUACCCCAAUCAAUGAUAGCGAUAUAGUGACUCCAGAUCCCCUAUCGUUAAACUAUAACAUAAGUUGGUCUUGUUUUCAAGGUGCUCUAUCCAAAGUAAACCGAAUUAAUCAAGUGACUAAUACUCCAAACAGUUAUGUCGUUUUGUCUGCAAUUGCUGGAUCGUUGCACGGUAUGAUGAAAGUUAUUGGACUGCAGCAGUUGGACAACAUGAAUAUUGUUUACCCUGUGCAAACUGGGAACACUGACCACUCAUCACCGGUCCUCAUUCGUUUACCUAUAGGCGUUGAAGGUGCCAUCCCAAGAUUGUGGUUUACAAAGAAAGCAAUGCAAAAUAUGUAUAGAUCGGAUCAAGCUUUAUUGCCAGCAAUAGUUUCUUUAUUGAUGCCACUCCAUUCUUCGGGAACCAGAACACUUCUAUCUGGACUCACUGACAAUUUGGCUUGCCUACAGUUUAGUUGGGUAUCUGGCCCAAGGUCAAGAAUUAUAAUCAAAGGAUCUCCACUAAAAACAGUUUACUCUGUACUGCCCUCUCAAAAAACUAUUGGUGUUUCAGUCUCAGUAUUUACAUACACUGAUGAUAUAUUUAUUAGUGUUAGCGCAGACAGUGCGAUUGGCGAAGGAUUCGGUGAAACUUUAUUGCUCAACAUAAAACGUCAAAUUGACCAGAUGUACGAGCUGUUAAGAUAUAGAAGAAUACCAAAGGAUUUAAAGAGCAGUUUUUUAAUAUCGAAUAAUUUUAAAGAUUUAUCGUCAAUAAAUAUUGAAGGGCUUUUAGGGAAAAUGAAAGAUAUUCAGUUACAACUACAAAUGACUAAAGAACUAGGUGUUUAUAACGACGACGGAAUAAGACACGUAAAUCAGCUAAGAGGCGAGUACUCGGUUUUACUUCGGGAACUCCGCAAAAGGAAACACAAAAAUAAAAGAAAUAUUGUCCAAAAAAUGUUGGGAUGUUCAAAUCCUUUUAAUUCCAAGUUAAGUUGUGAAAAAAAACCAACUAAGGCGGUCCAAGCUACAAGAAAAUUACAAGAAACAACUAAUAUAUUUGUCGCACAAACUGCUCAAGAUUACCGUCCUAAAAUACAUAUUUGUAGGAGUACUGUUUAUGCUAAAGACAAUUUUUUAGGAUUACCUAAAUUACCUAGGGAACAACUGCUCACUCAGAUCUAAAUGGUGUUUCAGUUUUUGAAUUAUUCGAUGUAUAUGAUUGUACAUCUUUUAGUCUGUGCUUCCUUAGCUCAGAUAUUUUUUUCUUAAAUUGAAAGGCUAACUCUUUAAAAGACUUAACUAAUUUACUUUUGACGUUUUUAUUCAUUAUGCUGUACAACAUGUUUUACGUAUUCCUACGAAUGAUUAACAUUUAUUAAUUUAAUAAUGUAUCGUUCACUAAUAAAGAUGUGUAGUUUGUUGUCACAGAUUCCAAUAAAUUGUAUAAUUUUUUGUUUUUAUUAAAUUUGUAAGUGUGCACAUACAAUUUAGAUUAAUCUUUGGUAUAGGUCUAAAGUUGUAAUUAUCGUAUUAAUUAUAUUAUGCUAUCUUGCUAUGUGUGCAUAAAAUGGAAUUAUAUAUAUAUUUUAAAUUUUUAAAUUUUAUGACUUCCACUAUUCUAAGUAGGGUAUUAAGACCAAUCAAACGCAAAUGCUCAGAUCUUGAAUUAUUGUUAUUUAACACCAAUAGUUAAAUUUUAUUUAAAAACUUUUAUCUAAUUUAAUUUUCAAAUAUAAUUUAGAGUAAAUAAUCCACUGUAUAAGGGUACUUUGAUAAUAUAUACUUAUGUUUUGCUUUAGAGAAUUUUUCUAUUUAAAUUAGGUCUCUUGUAUAUUAGAUAUUAUACAAUAUAUAUUGAUAAAAACCAAUUUAUUAUUUUUAAAUUUGGGAAUAUAUUAUUUUGUUAUCUAAUGUUUCCUACUAUAUUAAUUUAAUUAACUGCUCAUUAUUGAUGAGUCAUCGAGAUAAUCAAUCACUAGGUGCGUAAAUAUCUGUAUUAUAGAAAAUUGUGUAAAAUUACAUCUUGUUAUUAAUUAGUUUACUAUUAACUAUGUUUACAUUAGUAUUUAUUUGACAUAAAUUAAGUCUGCACACACAAUGCAAAGUAGUGCAUAGUUUAUAAACAACAUUUGAAGUGUAAAAAUAAAAUCAACUAGUCAAAGUCGAAAAAUUGGGGAUCAAUAUCUAUAAAAUAUUUAUUGUAGUAUAUAAAUGUACUUAUGUACUUAUAUUAGUAUUAAUGUAUCUCUGGAAUGACAUGUUAUAUACUUGUAGUAAAUAUCUAUAAGUGCUUAGUUAAUAACUGAAAAAGAAAAAUAUAGGAAAAAAUGUGAUAUUAUUUUAAAUAUAAUAUAGGUAAUAAUAUAUAAAUCAUAAGCCAUGAGGUCCCUCCACGGACAAACAAUGCAAUACCUAGGUAUAAUUAUGUUUUUUUUAAAUAAUUUUAAUUAUAAUUUACAACUGUUAAAUAUUUAAAUAAAUGUU